AUGGGUGAUGUACCCGUGGAAUUUAUCACCGACUGGGUGGAACCGAAUUUCGAAGAAAUCGUGAACCCGAGUCAGCUUGCUUACGCAGAUUGUGCCACAUUUGACGAAGAACAGCCGCAAACUUCUUAUGUAUUCAUCGACCCGGAAACUAUCGAUACGAAUGCGUACUUUGAGGAGCAUAUCUCAUCACAACCAUCAACGAGCCAUAGAAAACCGGCUACGAUCGUCGAAUGCGAAUUUUGCGGUAUCAUUCUGAAACAUCCAUCUAAAAUACAGGCUCAUCUGCGAACGCACACCGGCGAAAAACCAUUUGAGUGUGAGAUGUGCGGGCAGAGAUUCACCCAGCGUACACCAUGGAGAAAUCAUGUCAGAACUCAUUAUGGGGAUACACCUUUCACGUGUUCUUGUGGUCGAUCUUUCGCCAGUCGAUCGUUGAAAAACGCUCACGAGCUUUCGCAUCAAGGAAUUCGUCGCAAAGGACCACCUCAACCACAUUUGAAGCCAAGAAAAAAGUUGAUCUACGUGAAUGAGGACAGCGAUGCGGAAUGCCUGAUGGACGAUAAUGGAGAAGCAUUUAUGAUAGAUAGGCUUGAUAAACGAUUAAUGCCACAAAUUUUUGCCGAAGUGAUGACUCCAGAAACAACGAACAUCAAUGAUGCGAAAACCCUUCGAAUUGAAUCUGUUAUCAAUGAUGUGGUGAAUUCGGUCACUUUUGUGCCUCAAACGGCAAAGAAAGUGAAUCAAGUUGCUCGACGAUGCGUCACCGAAACAAAAUGUGAGAUUUGUGGACUUCAGCUCCGGUAUCCAAGCAAAAUUCAGGCACAUAUGCGCACUCAUCUUGGAGUUAAGCCAUACCCGUGCGAGAAAUGCGAUCAACGCUUUACGACACCACACUCGUUGAAGAUACACGAGAGACGGAAGCACACAAACGAACGACCGUAUCUUUGCACUUGGGAGUGCGGGCUUUCGUUUGUGAGCAUCGCCGAUCGAAAUGAGCACGAGAAGACGGUGCAUGUCGGAGUAAAGCGCCACAAAUGUGUUGUAAUCGACUGUCUUCGUGGUUUUACGAGGAAAAAAUAUCUGGUUGAACACAUACAACGGGAUCACCCAAUGGUGCAACUCAAUAAGAUUGCUAUGCAUCCCGAUGAAGAAUUGGUUUACAUUGAAGCGCUAGAUGGGGAAUUUGAGGAGAUCGUCGAAGAGCAAUGCUACGAUGUACCUGAAUAUCCACACGACGACAGAAUCAUUUAUGCAAAUGGUUUCUCGGAUGGACCGCCGACAUUACAACCCGAAAUCAUCUUCUCGAAUAGCUCAAAGCACGCACAACAAUUAGAUCAAAGACCAAUUUUGCUUUUGGAUCGUCGCCCUAUCAAUCGC
This is a messenger RNA of Mesorhabditis belari, 1377 nucleotides long. The record is from the annotation of a GenBank genome assembly. Lineage: Eukaryota; Metazoa; Nematoda; Chromadorea; Rhabditida; Rhabditidae.